Messenger RNA from Danaus chrysippus (African queen), 1269 nucleotides. The record is from the annotation of a GenBank genome assembly. Lineage: Eukaryota; Metazoa; Arthropoda; Insecta; Lepidoptera; Nymphalidae.
AUGGAUACUAAGGGUCAUUCGUUUCUGGACAGAGUUUUUGACAUUUUGAAGGAUGAAACAGCUGAUGAACUUCCUCUCAUUCAAUUCAAACACCCAAAGGAGUUGGAAGAAAUACUCAGCAAUGACCUCGACAUAUCUAUAAACGUGGAUGACAAAGAGUUGGAAAACUCCGUUAGAAAAAUUCUGCAGUACAGUGUUAAAACAAACAAAGUAACCUUUAGGAACCAGUUGUAUGGACCCAUGGAUCCAUAUGGACUGGCUGGCACGUGGAUAGCUGAGGCUUUCAACACUAGCCAGUACACAUUUGAAGUCGCCCCAGUAUUUACGUUGAUAGAACUCAAAAUGAUAGAGCACAUAUUAAAAUUAUUUGGUAUACCUGGAGGUGAUGGUAUCUUCAGUCCAGGAGGGAGCAUCUCCAUGUUGUAUGCUUUGGUAGCUGCGAGGUUUAAAACAUUCCCUGAAGUCAAGAGCAAGGGAAUGAAAAAACUGCCUGAAAUGGUCAUAUUCACUUCCGAAGAUAUGAUUGUAGACGAACUAAAUAAAGCGAUAGAAUUUCAAUUGAGUCUGGGAAAGUAUCCUGUGUUUGUAAAUGCUACUGCUGGUACAACGGUUUUAGGAGCUAUUGACGACUUAGAAGCUGUUGCAUCUAUUUGUAAAAAAUACAAUAUUUGGAUGCAUGUUGACAUGAUCGGCGCUCCGUUACAAUGUUCCAUAUUUCUGCUGAAAGAAAAGGGUUUGCUGCACGAAGCUAACGCUGCAGCAGCGCAGUACCUGUUCCAGCAAGAUAAAUUUUAUGACGUUCGAUAUGAUACAGGAGAUAAAAGUGUUCAGUGCGGGAGAAAGAUAGAUUCUUUUAAAUUGUGGAUGAUGUGGAAGGCGCGAGGAGAUAUCGGCCUUUGUAAGCUGAUGGAUCAUGUCAUGAGUAUAUCAGAGUUCUGUUUGCGAUCUAUCGCUGAAAGAGAAGGUUUCAGACUAGUUUCAGACACUUUGCAAUGUCCUAACAUUUGUUUCUGGUACAUUCCAGUUUUUAUGAGAAAACAGGAGGAAAAUGAUGCGUGGUGGGCACUCAUUCAUAAGAUUACACCAAAACUCAAAGAGCUGUUAACAUUAAGUUCUCGUUUAAUGAUAGCUUAUACGCCUUUACGACAUCACAAGAACUUUUUCCGACUAGCGUUCACCUUCCAUCCUGUUGUUGAAGAAAAGCACGUUCUGGAGAUAUUACAAUCUAUAGAAGAAUGUGGAGAAAUGAUAAACAUAGACAUGGUCUAA